This is a messenger RNA of Gloeophyllum trabeum ATCC 11539, 255 nucleotides long. RefSeq lists its product as uncharacterized. The record is from RefSeq and is a predicted model, not a curated record. The coding region runs from base 1 to 255 and encodes 84 amino acids. Lineage: Eukaryota; Fungi; Basidiomycota; Agaricomycetes; Gloeophyllales; Gloeophyllaceae. The transcript is spliced from 8 exons.
AUGGCGUCAUUAUGCUUCAUGAGGGCUACAGCUGCGGCAAUCACUGGAGCUGAUGUUCCUGCUAAAUGGGCUGCAGCGGAAUACGAAACGUCUGACGCGGACGGACCUCAGGGGGCAGAGAAACGCGCUCACGGUAGUGACUGGAGACUGGUGGCCUACCCUGGCGCGGGUGCCAACAAGCGUGAUCCUCCAGUCACUGCAGCUUGGGCCAUCGAAACAUAUGCGGGCGAUGGUGCAGACGGAGCCGUGCCCUAA